Molecule: messenger RNA, 345 nt
Organism: Brettanomyces bruxellensis
Lineage: Eukaryota; Fungi; Ascomycota; Pichiomycetes; Pichiales; Pichiaceae
Exons: 2
Coding region: 1-345 (114 amino acids)
Source: RefSeq, a predicted model, not a curated record
AUGUCCUAUAGAAAUGACGAAGACACCAUUAAAGAUGAAGCACCAUUAAAGAUAAAGGCUGUCCAUAUAAAGCCACUGAAGAAGAGCGAAAUGGCAUACGCAUCUGCAUUUAGACCAGCAGUUCUUUUAUUCUUUUUCAUCAGGCAACCGGUUGCAGCAACUGCAUUAGUUGGAGGAUGGGCCUUUUGGGAGAUAGACAGAAACUUUGACCUUGGUGUGCGGAAAUCUUUCAAUAAAUGGAGAAACAAUCUUCUUGAAUUCCCAACAAGUGAUUCACAAAGAUCUGCAUUCCAAAGGAUAGAUGAAAUAAAACGGCAGGAGUUGGCCUUGAAAAGUAAACAGUAA